AUGCGGUCAUCUAUGUUUAGGUGUGUGAGUCGUGCUCAAUACAGCACAAAUGUCACUGAAGACUUCAUUAACAGCAUAUUGGCAAGAGCUCAAGAAGCAACAGCUAAAGCCUCCUCCAAUGCUAUUAAGUUCGAUAAGAUAAAAGAGAAGAGGACGUCCAAUAAAAGCAGGGGUAGAAGUCAGAACAGGAAUAAUAGAAACUACGAUGAAGACAAGAGUGGGAACGGUGGGCAGGGAGAAAAAAAUAUGAGACUGAAUAACGGCGAUUCCGCCCAUGCCAACAGACAACCAUGGAAUAGAAAUACUAAAACGUCUUUUGUCAAAGAACCUUCUGGAAGUACAGCAGUUAUACAACCGCAGUUCAAGAAAAUGCAGAAUAACAAGAACAGUUUAAGAGGAACUUCGAAAGCGGAAGAUGAUCUGCUUGACGUUUUCAACUCAUCGACGGAGCAAAAGCAAAGACCGAAUAACUUUAAUGGUAACCAAAAAACUCAAGCAAGGUUCCAGAAAAAAAGUCAUAUUUUGACGGUGUCCAGAAGGAGAAAAACACCACAACAAGAACAGCUCCAGAGAGCCGUCAAGAGACCUGUUAGUUCUGAAUACGUUCUAGAAGAACCAACGCCCUUAUCGUUACUAGAAUAUACCCCUCAAGUUUUUCCCACAAAGGAAUCCAAGCUAAUUAACUUUACCUUGGAUAGCUUGAAGAAGUCCAAUUACCCCAUCUAUAGAUCACCCAAUUUGGGAAUUCUGAAAGUCCACGAUUUUACCUUAAAGACGCCGAAUUUCGGUAAAUAUACACCAGGAUCUUCAUUGAUCUUCGCCAAAGAACCUCAGUUGCAAAAUUUACCUCUUCAGGAGAAUUCGGAAGAUUUGCAUAAGCUCAUGAGAGGUGAAUAUCAACUUUUAAAACCAUAUGCAAGACAAGAGUUUGAAAAAUUAGCGAAAACCAAAGAUAGCUUGAAUAAGCUCGUUCAAAAUAGUCAAAUUGCAAGAUUAUCAUUGCAGUCUGUUGUCAUGGAUCCUGAAGAUAAAAAAUUGGUAUAUGAUGUUUGUUCUGGAAUAAAGCCAAUUUCUGAAUUGCAACAGUAA
This is a messenger RNA of Saccharomyces kudriavzevii IFO 1802, 1089 nucleotides long. RefSeq names its product mitochondrial 37S ribosomal protein mS46 RSM28 (gene RSM28). NCBI's taxonomy places the organism in Eukaryota, Fungi, Ascomycota, Saccharomycetes, Saccharomycetales, Saccharomycetaceae. The coding region runs from base 1 to 1089 and encodes 362 amino acids. The transcript has a single exon. The record is from RefSeq and is a predicted model, not a curated record.